Molecule: messenger RNA, 3254 nt
Organism: Ochotona princeps (American pika)
Lineage: Eukaryota; Metazoa; Chordata; Mammalia; Lagomorpha; Ochotonidae
Gene: FAN1
Product: FANCD2 and FANCI associated nuclease 1
Exons: 13
Coding region: 52-2847 (931 amino acids)
Biological process (GO): interstrand cross-link repair
Cellular component (GO): nucleus
Molecular function (GO): 5'-flap endonuclease activity; 5'-3' exonuclease activity; flap-structured DNA binding
Source: RefSeq, a predicted model, not a curated record
GUCAGGCAGCCCCUCGGCAGAAGCAGAGGGGUACCCGCUGUGCCGCUCCUCAUGACGUCAGAAGGAGGCCCCCCGGGGAACAAAAGGCCGCGUCGGAGCCUCUCGGCCAGGAAGACGGAGAACAAACCAUCCGGUUCCAUCGUCGCCUACUUUAACAAUGCGCCGCCGGCUAAGCUGGCCUGCCCCAUCUGUAGUAGCAUGGUGCCCAGAUACGACUUAAACCAGCACCUGGACGAAGGGUGUGCUGGCCCCCGCGGCCUCCCUCAGGGUGCUGUCCAGGCCGGCCCCGCAGAGGCCCCGGGGCACGCAGCACCCGGGAGGCUGUGGCCAGCCGGGGCGAGGGAUGCGGUCAGGGUCAGCGCCAGGCCACGCACCAGUCCCUACUUCACGCACGGCGAGGGCCUGGCGUGCAGCGAGCAGGACGAGCUGCGGAGUCCGCACGUCAGGGUCGUGUCCUUGGGAAGCCUGGCGUCCAAACUGUCCCGGAAAUGUGCGGGAGCCAGGGGGUCUGCCCACCGCAGCCCACCGAGCCCUAGAUCCGCCGGUGGUGACCACCACCCCGAAACCCGGGCCGAGCGUUUGGAGAGCGGCUCUCAGAAGGAAAACGUGUGCACGUGUAACUGUCUAGUGGGAGAGAGGACGGACGCCGAGGGCGCCAGGGUCCCCCGAAAAGAGUGUGGCCCCUCAGAACCUGCUCCCGUGCCGCUGUCCCCCAGCCCAGAAGAAAGCGGGCCGGCAGGUGCGGGAGCCCUGGCAGUCCUGCACGUGCACGAGCGGGCCCCUGGCAGUCCGGCACGCGACCCCGCUGCUGGGGGCAGCAUCCAGAACCUUCCUCUGGAGGGGGACAGGGGUGUCAGGAACCGAGGCGCUGGUGGCGAGCCUGGGGAGGCCCGCCGCACCGCGCCGCCUCCGUACUACCUGCAGAGUUUCCUGGUGGUGCUGCGAGCCGUGCUGGGGAACGCAGACGACAUGCUGCUCUUUGAUGAACACGAGAAGGCCACGGUCACUCGGUUCCUGGACCUCUCAGCUAGCGGUCAGAAGUUGUAUGUAAGGCUCUUUCAGCGUAAAUUAAGCUGGAUUAAGAAGAGUAAGUUAGAAUAUGAAGAGAUAGCUGCCGAUUUGACACCUGUGAUCGAAGAAUUGUGUCACGCUGGCUUUCUACAGACAGAAUCUGAGUUGCAAGAACUCUCCGAAGUGCUUGAACUCCUUUCUGCCCCUGAGCUGAAAACACUGGCCAAGACUUUCCACUUGGCGAAUCCCAAUGGGCAGAAGCAGCAGCUGGUGGACGCCUUUCUUAAGCUGGGCAGGCAGCGCUCGGUCUGCACGUGGGGCCAGGGGCAGCCUGCGAUCAGCCCAGUGAUCCUAAAAAGAGCCAAAGAACUGGCUGGUCCGUCCCUGCGGGUCUGUAAGGGGCCCAGGGCUGUGUUUUCCCGGAUCUUGCUGCUGUUCUCGUUGGCUGACUCUGUGGAAGAUGAAGAGGCGGCCUGUGGAGGGCAGGGUCAGCUCUCUACUGUCCUGUUGGUCAACCUGGGCCGCCUGGAGUUUCCCAGUUAUACCGUCAACCGGAAAACCCAAGUCUUCCAAGACAGAGAAGAUCUUAUCAGGUACACAGCCGCUGUGCACACGCUGAGUGACAUUUCCACUGCCAUGGCCAAUGGCAAUUGGGAAGAAGCCAGGGAGCUCUCGCAGGUCGCCAAAAGGGAGUGGAAUGAGCUGAAAAAUCACCCGUCCCUGAGGCGCCACGAGGAGUUGCCACUGUUCCUGCGCUGCUUCACCGUCGGGUGGGUUUACACGCGGAUCUUGUCUCGCACCGUGGAGAUACUGCAGAGACUUCACUUGUAUGAGGAAGCCGUCCAGGAACUCGAAAGCCUUCUGUCUCAGAAGAUCUACUGUCCAGACAGCAGAGGCCGCUGGUGGGACCGUCUGGCUCUUAACUUGCACCAGCACCUGAAACGCCUGGAACCGGCUAUCAAGUGCAUCGCUGAAGGGCUGGCAGACCCGGAAGUAAGGACGGGACACCGCCUGGCGCUUCACCAGAGAGCUGUGCGCCUGCGAGAGUCGGCGAGCUGUAAGCGGUUCAGGCACCUCCUCCGUGGGCUCCCCGAGGUGACGGUGGAGGAGGUCAAGCAUGUGACCAUCACGGGCAGGCUGUGCCCGCAGCGUGGGAUGGGCAAGUCUGUGUUCGUGCUGGAGACUGGUGCCGCCGCCUCCCCUACCACGGUCCUGUGCUCGGUGGAGGAGCUGGCGCUGGAACACUACAGGCGCAGCGGCUUUGACCAGGGGAUCCACGGGGAAGGGUCCACCUUCAGCACACUGUGUGGCCUCCUCCUGUGGGAUGUCAUCUUCAUGGAUGGAAUUCCCGACGUCUUCAGAAAUGCCUACCAGGCCUGCCCGCUGGACCUGUGCACGGACAGCUUCUUUGCGAGCCGGCGCCCGGCCCUCGAGGCCAGGCUGCAGCUGAUCCACAAUGCUUCUGCAGAGAGCCUGCGAGCCCAGGUGGCAGCCACGUGGCAGGCCCAGGAGGGCAGGGCGGCCGCGCUCGUCAGCUGGGAUCGCUUUGCUUCUCUCCAGCAAGCUCAGGAUCUCGUCUCCUGCCUGGGGGGCCCACUCCUCAGUGGUGUGUGCAGGCGCCUGGCUACGGACUUCCGACACUGCCGAGGGGGCCUCCCGGACCUGGUGGUGUGGAACUCCCAAAGUCAUCUUUUCAAGCUGGUGGAAGUGAAAGGCCCUAAUGAUCGCCUUUCACCUAAGCAGAUGAUCUGGCUGGACGAGCUGCAGCGGCUGGGCGCGGAUGUUGAGGUAUGCCACGUGGUUGCAGUUGGAGCCAAGGGCCAAGGCCCCAGCUGAAAGCCCCAGCAUUGGGACUCUGGUCAUACACCAUAGCAGAUCUUCAAAAGCACAGAGCGCCGUCUCAUCGUACUGAACUGCUGUUGCUGCUGGCAGGCCGAGGGCAUGACUGCUUAGCAACCCCUUGUAUAAUGCUGGCAUUGUUUACGUGAAAGUCCUCUGAUCCUACAUGGCAGCGAAUGAACUUUUCGGAAGGACAAGACCGUGGCACCAUUUGAGGAGCUGCAGGCUUCUGUUGUCAGGCUGUGCUAACAGCUGAAAUGAGGUCAGAACAGCUGCAGGGUUUCCAAUCCAAGUAGCAUGCUUCCUAAAAGUAAACUGGUAAUGGAGAUUCUUGGGCUUAUCAAAAUUUUUCUAUUACCACUUUACACAUCAGCUAUUAAACAUUCAUGUUUUACGUGUAUCCA